CACACACACACACACACACACACACACUGCGCCUGGCACUUGAUGAAAAACAGAAAGUAAGAGCAGCAGUGACAAUAACAGCAGACCUGCAACUUGUGUUGUCCGCACUUGUCCCUCAGUCUCCGGGCUCACAGCAUUGAACCGUCGCUAUGUCUCUGACCACCGUGUCCCGGUUGUUCAGGACCGCACUCAGGACUCAGAUGGUCCCUGCGGCUAAUUGGUCCUCCAAACCCGCCAAACACCACAUCACUGCAGGGGAGCAGGCGAUCGCUCUGACAGUCAUGUUUAUAACCAUCUUGGGUCCCUCUGGCUGGAUACUGGCUCACCUGGAGGACUACAAGAAGAAGGAGUAGAAGAGGAGAAAGAGGAGGAGGGAGAACAGAGUAUCAUUCCGGCCCAGACGAAGAUGCAGAUCAGCCGGCCAGUCAGCCCACUCUCCCUCCAGGUCUCUCACUCUGCUCCGUCUUUCUUCAGCUGAUGAGACCAGAUGCUUCCAAGUUGUUGCUGCACUUCUGACCUGUGAUAAUUUACGUCUGUGCACCUAUCAACCUCUUACCAAUAAAUACAUGUUUAGUAUAUAUUAA
Epinephelus fuscoguttatus (brown-marbled grouper) is the source of this 584-nucleotide messenger RNA. Its product is annotated as cytochrome c oxidase subunit 8B, mitochondrial. Gene Ontology annotation, cellular component: mitochondrion. Bases 150 to 353 code for a protein of 67 amino acids. NCBI's taxonomy places the organism in Eukaryota, Metazoa, Chordata, Actinopteri, Perciformes, Serranidae. The record is from RefSeq and is a predicted model, not a curated record. Gene Ontology annotation, biological process: mitochondrial electron transport, cytochrome c to oxygen. The transcript has 2 exons.